Molecule: messenger RNA, 3874 nt
Organism: Phyllotreta striolata
Lineage: Eukaryota; Metazoa; Arthropoda; Insecta; Coleoptera; Chrysomelidae
Source: the annotation of a GenBank genome assembly
GUAAGUUACGGAGAAUACGGAGAAUGGAAACGAGGUACCGCUAGCUAAUAUACAACUAUCAUUUUAGUCGCUCGAGUCGUUGGGUUCCCGUCGGUUGGCGAAGCUCUCUUUUUCUCUCGCUUUUUUCGAUCCGUCCUCAUCCUCGUGCAUCCCGCAUAAAUUUCCGAGCGAGCAACAGGUGCUGCAGGAACGUGGAGACGAGUUCUCUCCCGUAUUCGUUUCAUACGGGGUUGGUGGGUGUCUGUAGCAGGGCGCCGUUUUACUCUCGUUUUACCAGUGAUUAGAGUAUAUUUAUAUUUGUUAAUAAUACUUGGUAUUGUGAGCGUUUGUGAUGUGAAUUGUUAGGGGGUGUUUUUUGCGACUGUUUUGAAUGUCACCCUAUAGCCGAUACCGGCCGUUGCCGGGCAGUGAGGGAUUGGUCCUGCAAACUCCUACGGGAUGUCGGCCCUCUCCCACUAGCGCCUGCAGAUUCCUCAGGUGGAUUUCCAAGCUGAGCCCUCAGCCCGUCAAUAAACAAGGAUUAGGGGUCCUGGACAUGACCGCCACGGAGAACACCAUCCGUUUCAGUGUCCACACCCUGGACAAAGCCACCAAAGCAAAAGUUACUUUAGAAAAUUAUUACAGUAAUCUUAUAGCGCAACAUAUAGAAAGGAAACAAAGAUUAGCGAAAUUAGAAGAAUCCUUAAAAGACGAAAGUCUCUCUGAAGAGCAGAAACAUGAAAAGCGGCUGCAACAUGCCCAAAAAGAAACCGAAUUCCUUAGGUUAAAACGAUCUCGAUUGGGCGUCGAAGACUUCGAACCCCUCAAAGUGAUAGGCAGGGGAGCGUUCGGAGAAGUUAGAUUAGUACAGAAAAAAGACACGGGUCACGUGUACGCCAUGAAAAUCCUCAGGAAAGCGGACAUGUUAGAAAAAGAACAGGUGGCCCAUGUACGAGCCGAACGUGAUAUAUUAGUAGAAGCCGAUCACCAGUGGGUGGUUAAAAUGUAUUAUAGUUUUCAAGAUCCGAUUAACCUAUAUUUAAUAAUGGAAUUUCUACCCGGCGGCGACAUGAUGACGCUGCUGAUGAAGAAAGACACGCUGUCCGAGGAGUGUACGCAAUUCUACAUAACCGAAACGGCGCUCGCCAUCGAUUCCAUACACAAGCUCGGCUUCAUACACAGGGACAUCAAGCCCGACAAUUUGCUCUUGGACGCCAAAGGCCAUUUGAAAUUGUCGGAUUUCGGCCUGUGCACCGGCCUCAAGAAAUCUCACCGGACCGACUUUUACAGGGACUUAAGCCAAGCGAAACCCUCGGAUUUCAUAAUUACAUCGAGUCCGAUGGAUAGCAAGCGUCGAGCGGAAAGUUGGAAGAAAAACAGGCGAGCGUUGGCGUACAGUACCGUCGGUACGCCCGAUUACAUAGCGCCCGAGGUGUUCAUGCAAACGGGGUACGGCCCCGCGUGCGAUUGGUGGUCGUUGGGCGUCAUCAUGUACGAGAUGCUCAUCGGCUAUCCGCCAUUUUGUUCGGAAAAUCCGCAGGACACCUACACGAAGGUGAUGAACUGGAGGGAUACGCUGGUGUUCCCCGCCGAAGUACCGAUCUCCGAAGAGGCCAAAGAUACAAUCGUGAAAUUCUGUUGCGAGGCAGACAGAAGACUAGGAUCUCAAAAAGGUUUGGAGGAUCUGAAAUUGAAUCAGUUCUUCCGAGGUGUGGAUUGGGAACACAUCAGGGAAAGGCCUGCUGCUAUACCGGUGGAAGUGAAAUCGAUAGAUGAUACGUCGAAUUUCGACGAUUUUCCCGAUGUCAAACUGGAAAUUCCAUCUGCGCCCCUAUCUCAAGACGGUGAUGUUAAUUACAAGGAUUGGGUGUUCAUAAACUAUACGUUUAAGAGGUUCGAAGGUCUAACCCAAAGAGGUACUCCGACGAAGAAAUAGUUGUUUGUUAAUAGUUUUUACCACGAGAAAGAGAAAUAUAAUAGGCAAUUCGAUGCCCAGUACUUAUUUUUAGAAAAUGAAUUAUUUCAGAGAUAUGUUUAUAUUAAAUAAAUAGCGCUCUCCUAUAAAAUCCUUUUUAUUUAAUCGAAAUCGUUUUCUAAAAAUAAGAGUGUUUCGGUGUAAUAUAUAGGUCUGAAGCAGUUUUGCACUGUUUUUGCUUUUUCGAAGAGCUGUGAAAACUGUAGCUUGCGUAGUACUCAAAUUAUCUCAUCCAAAAAUUACUAAACUAUUGUUAUUAUACAUCUUUAACUAAUCAUAACAGUUUCAAAAUGUGAUAAUUCCCGAUUUGUAAGGUUAAUCUUGACAAAUUCGCUCUUUGAUUAUCUAAAGAUGUAUGCAUCGAAAUACAAAACGGCCAUUUUAAUUUUGAACUUUGAGCGCAACGCAAGCCUUUAAUUUUUUUUGUGUACAUGUUAAUUUUUGUUCAUUGUUAAAAAAAAGUGAUACUUUUUAUUAUUUUACAUUUGUUUUUAACUUAUGGAACUGUAUUGUUUCCGGCAUACGAAGUCGGGGAAUUUUUUUUGUAUUAGCUCCAUUUGGAAGAAGACGGUCAAGAUUUCCUCCCUAAUUUUUAGCACCAUGUCAAUCUACUUCUGUCAGUGAGAUCACGGCCGCGAUUAUUAUAUACAAGGUGGACCAAAAUAUACCAACGUUUAUUUCUUAUUUAUUAUAUUUAUAAUUUGAAAUUGGGUUUAAUGUGUUAUUUUAAUUAUACAGAAGACAAUUUUUUAUUCUAUCUAAUAAUUUUCAGUAAUUUUGUCUUCCAAUUAACGGCUUGUUUUGAAUUAAACUCUCUUUGUACACGUUUCAGCGUUCAUUUGUAGAAUAUUUUUCAGUCCAUUCUGUAUAUAAGCGGACAUUAUUAUUACAGGCAAUAUGAUUUAUACAAGGCAAGUGAAAGGUAUUGUAGUAGAUGUGAUAGAAGAAAAGUUGUGCGUAAUUUAGUAGAUAUGUUAAGCUUAAUGUCCGGUGAAAAAUUUUAUUUACCGAAUUGGCGAUAACCUGGGCAUUGAACUCGAUUGAAUUUUACUCCUAUCGUUAAUUUGAUAUUUCAUUCGUAAUUGAACAAAAUUUGCUGGUAAAAAAAGUUGAUAUUAUGCUUUAGCGGGUUCCCUUUAGUGAACUUCGAGUGCUCACCGUUGAAAAUAGUUAUAGUUUAAAUUGAACAAAACCGUUUCUUGUAGGAUUUAAAAAAGAUAAUUACAUUAUUCAUGCCGUUGUUUGCUUGACAAAUUCAUUUUAUCCCGUGUAAAUGUAUCGAGUCUAGAGUGGCGAUUAAAACGUAUUUUGCUAGACAUAUCACUUUGGCUGUUAAACAGCCCAUAAAUAUGGAAGUGUUGUAGGUUUCGAAAGGAUGCGAUAUGUAAUAUUAAGAUAAAGUAGCUCUCUAUAAUUGCUCUACAUGCUGUUUCUUUUUGUUUUUCGGUUAACUGGACGAGGAUCCUUAAAAGUAGAUUGAAUAUAAUAUUUAUAUCGAUUAAUUGUUGGUAAUCUUUGAUUUUUAGGCUGCGAUUGAACUGGUUUGUAAAACAUAAUACUUGGUUAAUUUUCAUUAAUUCCAUUUUAAAACGCUCACGAUUGAACAAUAUAAACUAAAAAUAUAAAUAAUUGGUAUUAAAAUUUUUAUUUCAUUGUUUAUUUACUACUAAAAAAAUAGUAUUUAGUAAUUUUUCAGUUAACUUACUUAAAUAAGGCGUAUUGGCAACGUCGCGCCGUUUUUGACGUUAUCAUAACGCGAAACAUUCACAGUUUACUCGCGGCGUGAAAUCAAAGAGUACCUGAUUGUUAUUUACUGCAGUUUGUAUUUUAUAUAGUUGGUCUCGCUAACAGAAUUUGUACAUAUGUUUACUUCCAAAAAUGUGUAUAACUGAAUAAAAACAUACAUAAAAUAAACUCCUA